GAACGAAUAGUGACGACAUUUGUGUAUCUUAGGAAAUAAACGGAAAAUAAGCAGCGUUUAAGUAAAUUAUUUUCACUUCAAAGCAAAGUCGUGUAGUGGCGGGAGUGUAAGGAACUCCCGAAUGACAGAAACAGAAUCGGUUCCUUGAACUGAACUGUUCGUACGAACCGAAUCGAUAUAACCGAAUCGGUCUUGGACAGAGAACGCGCGGACACCGUCAUAACAUAAGCGUGCCAGCAUUGUCGGUCCACACAUGCUUUGCAAAAUUACCCAAGUCCUAGUGUGAAGUGGUGCGUUUGUGUGUUCGCUGUUGUGUGUGUGUAAGGUUGUUCUUUUAAACAUGUCGGUGCGGGAGUCUUUUAACCCUGAGAGUUACGAGCUGGACAAGAACUUCAGACUAACACGCUUCACAGAGCUCAAAGGCACCGGCUGCAAAGUCCCCCAAGAUGUGCUUCAGAAACUUCUGGAAUCCCUGCAGGAAAAUCAUUAUCAGGAAGAUGAACAGUUUCUUGGAGCCGUUAUGCCCAGAUUGGGCAUUGGUAUGGAUACCUGUGUGAUUCCAUUGAGACAUGGAGGCUUGUCACUUGUGCAGACAACAGACUACAUUUACCCCAUAGUGGAUGACCCAUAUAUGAUGGGCAGAAUUGCUUGUGCCAACGUGUUGAGUGACUUGUAUGCCAUGGGGGUAACAGAAUGUGAUAACAUGCUGAUGUUGCUUGGUGUCAGUAACAAACUCACAGAGAAGGAGCGUGAUAAGGUCAUGCCACUUGUCAUCCAGGGUUUUAAGGAUGCGUCAGAGGAGGCAGGUACAUCCAUCACAGGUGGCCAGACCGUUUUAAACCCAUGGAUAGUCCUUGGGGGUGUGGCCACAACAGUGUGCCAACCUAAUGAGUUCAUUAUGCCAGAUAAUGCAGUACCAGGCGAUGUGCUGGUCCUCACCAAACCUUUAGGUACGCAGGUCGCAGUAGCAGUACACCAGUGGUUGGACAUUCCAGAGAAAUGGAAUAAGAUCAAGUUGGUGGUCACUCAGGAAGAUGUUGAACUGGCUUAUCAGGAGGCGAUGUUGAACAUGGCUCGACUCAACCGAACAGCGGCCGGGUUGAUGCACACCUUCAAUGCACACGCGGCGACCGACAUCACAGGUUUCGGGAUCCUGGGUCACGCUCAGAACCUGGCGCGGCAGCAGCGUACCGAGGUGUCCUUCGUCAUUCACAAUCUGCCGGUUCUCGCUAAGAUGGCUGCUGUGAGCAAAGCCUGCGGGAAUAUGUUCGGUCUCAUGCACGGCACCUGCCCUGAAACCUCAGGAGGUUUGUUGAUCUGUCUUCCUCGUGAGCAAGCCGCCCGUUUUUGCGCCGAGAUCAAAUCUCCCAAAUACGGCGAGGGUCAUCAGGCGUGGAUCAUAGGCAUCGUGGAGAAAGGCAACCGCACGGCACGGAUCAUCGACAAACCCCGCAUCAUCGAAGUCGCACCGCAGGUGGCCACGCAGAACGUCAACACCACCCCAGGAACCACGUCUUAAUUCUGAAUCCGUGAGCCCCACGACAACCCUGAACAGCUAGCGCACUCUAGCCACGCCUGAGCAUAUAUCAAAAGAAUGAUAUAUACAUGGUCUGCCCACCCUGGCCUUUGGGCAACACUUCUUAUGGACACUGUUAUAAAGCAGAAGUAAUAAGAACAUUUAACGAUUGCCCUUUGUGUCUAUAGUUUCAGUUUCAUUAACCCAACAUGCACCUGACUGUAAGGCAGCUUACAAGUAGAAAGUAUAAUUCAUGGUAUAAUUUUCAUUCGAUACUGUUGAUCACGUCCAGUAUUUUCUGCUCUUCCUCUGUCCCACCGAUAAAAGAUUCAACUAUUGCUUCAUGUCGUGUUUAAGACGUACGGUAGGUCAAAUUGUAUCAAAAUUUCACAAAGCUGUCACAUGAAAUAUAGUUUGAGUUCUUUUUCUACUUUUGUAUCAGCUCCUGUUUGUUGGGAACAUUAUCCAAUUGAAGAAACCUAAGAUAAUACCUCUGAACGCAUCAGUGCUUUUGAUGGCAGAAUGUUCGAAAUAAUGGAGACGCAGUUCGUAUCGUAUGAUUUUCACAAUUUGACAUGGACGUCAUUAUAGCUGUGGUAGAGCUGCUUUUAUAUUCUGUACAAAAUUCACAAUUCUCUCUGUCUCUCAUAUUUGCUAAUCGUUAUAUAUGUAUAUGCCUUUCCCUUCCAAUAAAUCUCGGAUCUUUUUUAA
Molecule: messenger RNA, 2227 nt
Organism: Triplophysa dalaica
Lineage: Eukaryota; Metazoa; Chordata; Actinopteri; Cypriniformes; Nemacheilidae
Gene: sephs1
Product: selenophosphate synthetase 1
Exons: 9
Coding region: 341-1519 (392 amino acids)
Biological process (GO): L-selenocysteine biosynthetic process
Cellular component (GO): cytoplasm
Molecular function (GO): ATP binding; selenide, water dikinase activity
Source: RefSeq, a predicted model, not a curated record